GGUGUAGAUCCUAAAGGACCAAUCACAGUUGGUCAUCCGGUCAGUACUUAUCUGCACCCUGUCGUGCAGGACACCGAUUUUGAUCUUUCUUUUCUCUGAACUGAGGCCCAUCUACAAUCACAGCAUGACAAGCUACACAGAUAAAGGCGAGAAGCACGCAAAGGGAAAGUUUGUCAAGUUUCAUCAUAUCACCUUCUGGGUCGGCAAUGCCAAACAGGCAGCCUCGUUCUACUGUGAUAAAAUGGGCUUCGAGGCUUUGGCCUACAAGGGUUUGGAGACUGGCAGCCGAGAGGUGGUGUCUCAUGUCAUCAGACAGGAUAAGAUCAUAUUUGUAUUUGAAUCGCCACUAAACCCUGGAAAUGAAGAGAUGGGGGAACACUUGAUUAAGCAUGGAGAUGGAGUCAAAGACAUCGCUUUCCAAGUGGAGGACUGUGACUUUUUAAUCAAGACGGCCAAAGAGCGAGGAGCUGUAAUCGUCAAGGAACCCUGGGUGGAGCAGGACAGCCAGGGCAGGGUCAAGUAUGCUGUCAUUCAAACGUAUGGAGAUACAACACACACACUCAUUGAGUACCUCAGUCCGUACAAAGGCCUUUUCCUGCCAGGCUACAAUAAGCCUCUGUUUAGAGAUCCUCUGUUAGCCACACUUCCACCAGGAGGUUUGAACUUCAUCGAUCAUGUAGUGGGAAACCAGCCAGAUGACCAAAUGGUGCCAGUUUCAGACUGGUAUCUGAAGUGUAUGAUGUUCCAUCGGUUCUGGUCAAUAGACGACAAGCAGAUCCACACGGAAUACAGUUCAUUGAGGUCCAUAGUGGUGACCAACUACGAAGAGACCAUCAAGAUGCCCAUCAACGAACCUGCAAUGGGGAAAAAAAUCUCACAAAUCCAGGAAUACGUGGACUACAACGGGGGACCAGGCGUUCAGCAUAUCGCCCUCAACACGUCAAACAUCAUCCAAGCCGUAGUGAACCUGCGCGCCCGAGGGAUGGAGUUCCUCUCAGCGCCUGACUUGUACUACGACACCCUGCGGAGGAAUCUCAGAACCGCCAAGAUCAAGGUGAAGGAGGACCUCGACCGCUUACAGGAAUUGAAAAUCUUAGUUGAUUUUGAUGACAAGGGCUACCUCCUUCAAAUCUUCACCAAACCUGUGCAGGACAGACCAACUCUUUUCCUGGAGGUUAUUCAGCGGAACAACCACUUUGGCUUCGGGGCAGGCAACUUCAAGUCUCUCUUUGAGGCCAUUGAGAAGGACCAAGAUGCCAGGGGCAACCUCACUGUGCUGACACCCGCAGGGCAGGCCAAAGCCUUCAACUGAUCCUCCGACUGCUGCUGCCAAACCACACUUACACUGUUAUAUAUGGCCGUGCAUUUCAGAGGCAAUCAACAACACAGCAUAUCAAACACAUGUACCAAGUGCUGAAUAUCUUCAUGUGACAAGCUGCAAGUGUUAUCAGAUAUGCUUUAAGUUGUCUAUAGAUUGCCUGCUGUAUGACUAAAAAAAAAAAAGAUACUCAUGAUCACGCAGGUUGGCCUGUGUGGGUGGGAAACAGGUACAUAUUUUAAAGGAAUUGUUUGACAGUUUGGAAAAUAUGAUUAUUUGCUUUCUUGCCAAGAGAAAGUCAAGAAAGUAAAUACAUGUAUUUCCCAAACUCAGUCAUAUAUGACUUGAAGUCAUGGUUCAAAUCAAAAUAAUUUUUACACAAAAAAUGAUGCCAGUCGAAUCCCCACUCAAAUCUAUUGUAGCAUGAUAGACCUUUCCCUUUUCAGCCUCUGCAUUCACAACUGGGGUUCCAUAGUGAUUAAAUCGGUCGCAUUUCCGGCGCACUAAGUUUGAGAUCAAAUGAUAAGCAAAGUCCCAUGUGUCCCCUCUUUGUCAAAACAGCGGCGCUGUGGCUACAGUGUGUCUCAAUUUAGAUAUAUGGCUACAGAACAAUUCACCUAUGUUAAUGUUGGGAAAAUUGGAUUAUUAUUUUUUGUGAAAUUUAUACGCAAGUAAAUUUCACGCCUUAUAAGUAAGUUUCACACUUUCCACCACAGGGUUUUGGUUACGAUCUUUACUAAAUAAAAGAAGUUAUUUCAUAAUUCCUAUACAUAUAA
Messenger RNA from Perca fluviatilis (European perch), 2094 nucleotides. It is a transcript of the gene hpda, whose product is annotated as 4-hydroxyphenylpyruvate dioxygenase a. The record is from RefSeq and is a predicted model, not a curated record. The coding region runs from base 125 to 1312 and encodes 395 amino acids. Gene Ontology annotation, biological process: L-tyrosine catabolic process. Gene Ontology annotation, cellular component: Golgi membrane; endoplasmic reticulum membrane. The transcript is spliced from 14 exons. NCBI's taxonomy places the organism in Eukaryota, Metazoa, Chordata, Actinopteri, Perciformes, Percidae. Gene Ontology annotation, molecular function: lactoylglutathione lyase activity; metal ion binding; 4-hydroxyphenylpyruvate dioxygenase activity.